Molecule: messenger RNA, 1145 nt
Organism: Myotis daubentonii (Daubenton's bat)
Lineage: Eukaryota; Metazoa; Chordata; Mammalia; Chiroptera; Vespertilionidae
Gene: MMGT1
Product: membrane magnesium transporter 1
Cellular component (GO): Golgi apparatus; early endosome; plasma membrane
Source: RefSeq, a predicted model, not a curated record
CCCGUGCUUUCCCCUACUUCCCGGCAUUUCUGUUUCCGCUUUCUGAAGGCUCUUUAGUUUUCCCACCUCUGCGAGACACUUCGCGCCCAGUGGUCCAGUGACGUCAUUUUUCUGCGCUGCGUGGACAACCACCGUUGGGAGAGGGAACUGCUUUGCCGCCCUUCGCUGCUUUCCUCGGGCUGCUGCUCAUCCGGAAUAAUGGCGCUGUCACUGUGGAAGGGGCUGGUAGGCAUUGGCCUCUUUGCCCUAGCACACGCGGCCUUUUCUGCUGCUCAGCAUCGUUCUUAUAUGCGAUUAAUGGAAAAGGAAGAUGAAUCACUGCCAAUAGAUAUAGUUCUUCAGGCACUUCUGGCCUUUGCGGUUACCUGUUAUGGUAUAGUUCAUAUUGCAGGAGAGUUUAAAGACAUGGAUGCCACUUCAGAACUAAAAAAUAAGACAUUUGACACAUUAAGGAAUCACCCAUCAUUUUAUGUAUUUAAUCAUCGUGGUAGAGUACUGUUUCGGCCUUCAGAUACAACAAAUUCUUCAAAUCAAGAUGCAUUGUCCUCUAACACAUCGUUGAAGUUACGAAAACUUGAAUCCCUGCGUCGUUAAGAUUUUUACAAACAGUACGGGACACAGAGUUGGAAUAUUGGAGUUUGGAGUAUAAAACACUCCCCCCAUAAGUAUUUAUAUUGAUCUUUUAGAUCUAACUAAAUCAAGUCUGUGGCCCUUGUUUGUACACUGUUAUCAAAUUAUUUUUUUUGGAGAAUUUCAAGAUUUAUUUAUUUUUUUAAUUGAAUUUAUUGGGGUGACAUUGGUUAAUAAAAUUAUAUGUUUCAGGUGUACAAUUUUAUAAUGUAUCAUCUGUAUAUUGUAUUGUGUGUUCACCACCCCAAGUCAAGUCUCUUUCCAUUACCAUUUAUACCCUUUUUACCCUCUUCUAUCUUCCCUCACCCCACUCACCCUCUGGUAAUCACCAUACUGUUGUCUGUGUCUUUGAGUUUUCUUUUUGUUUAAUCCUUUCACCUUUUUCACCUAGCCCUCCAACCCCCCUCCCCUCUGACAGCUUUCAAUUUGUUCUCUGUAUCUAUGAGUUUGUUUCUAUUUUGGUUCUUAGUUUAUUUUGUUCAUUAAAUGGCACAUAUAAGUGAAAUAAUAUGGUA